Molecule: messenger RNA, 465 nt
Organism: Trichomonas vaginalis G3
Lineage: Eukaryota; Parabasalia; Trichomonadida; Trichomonadidae
Product: P-loop containing nucleoside triphosphate hydrolases family
Exons: 1
Molecular function (GO): ATP binding; hydrolase activity; DNA binding
Source: RefSeq, a predicted model, not a curated record
AUGUUAGAAAAAAAGUUUGCUGACAUUGACAAAAAAUUUGAGAAUGUUUUAAACAAGAACAAGAGGAAGUUAGAAAAUGCUCAGAUAAAGCCUAUACAUGACAAGUUCUUAUUUGCUCAGAAUGGUAUAACAGGUCUAAUUGCACCACCUGGGUCGGGUAAGACUUUCACUUAUCUUAAAAUGGCUGCACAACAACAAGAACUAGAUGAGAAGAACCCAUUCUAUGAGUUAGUUGUUAUUUGUAGUACUUCUGGUCAAUUUGACCAAACCGUCAAUUCGUUCAAAGAUAUUAUAAAGAAGUCUAAGUUAGUAUGUAUAAAGGAUACUGAGUUGUUAGAUUGGAUAAAGAAGUACCAAAGAAGAGUUUUGAAGUAUAAUGCUAUAAAUGAGUAUAUAAAUUCUAAGUUUAAAGACCCUAAUGAGGAAAUGCAGAGAAUAUUAGAGAAGAAACACUUCAGAAACAAA